UUAGAAGUGUAUUUAAAAAGGAAAUAAAAACAGAACAUUCCAUUUUGGGGUAGGACAGACAUACAGGAAGCUUCAACCUAGUUAGAAGACAUCAAAUUUGCUGUACCUGGUCAGCUGCUGUAUCUUUGGAGAGAAGGAUGCUGUCAGAAGGUUAUCUUUACAGAAUCACCUACCUUUGUGGAGAGCUGAACCCUGAGCUCUACAGCAAGAGUUCGGCUGAUGAAGUGGUAUAUGAAAUGAGGUCCAUUAAUUAUUCCCCCAGGGAGGAAGCACAAGGAAAAAGCCUCCUUCAGAGAUGCAGAUCUGCUGGCAAGUGCAUUUCCUCAGUCUGCUCUAGAGGUAGCAAGCACAGCAGAAGGCAGAAGGAUAAUCUCCCACAGCCUGCACAUCACCCUGUGCCCACAGAGCAGCCAUCUCCAGCUACUCAUGGCUGCGAAGGGCUGACAAAAAAGGUCACCUACCUGGUUCCACCUUCCUGCAAAAGCAUUUGCAAGAACUACAACGAUUUGCAUAUAGCUGGGGACUACGUGGUGCCCAUCAGCUCAGUCACGACAGAUUUUGCUUGUGACAGUGGCAUAGGCCCCUUCUUGGAGUCCUCAGAGAUUCCUCCCCCCAUGGAGUCCGUGAGAGCUCCCUCCAGCGACACUGUCCGAAAGCCAGGCCAAGGCUACUCCUCGUGCUGGAGACUGACGAGCCUGGGGCCAAACCAGCAGCCCCUGUCCGACUCGGCCCUGAACGACUACCUCGAGCAGAAGCUGGUGGAACUGUACAAGCAGUACAUCAUGGACAGCACGGCAAACAGGGCAUCCCCUACUCAGAUCCUGGCCUCGGAGCUUAUCAUGGCUAACGUGGAUCAAAUCAGCAUGCAGAUAUCACGGGAAAGGAACAUGGAGACCAUGAAGGCCAAAGACAUUGUCAUCAGCCGCUUCCUACAAAUAGCCAGUGAGAAGAUAUCCUCAGAAAUGAGCACUCCUACUCUGCAUAUUUCCCAGUAUAGCCACAUUAACACUUAG
Molecule: messenger RNA, 1013 nt
Organism: Myiozetetes cayanensis
Lineage: Eukaryota; Metazoa; Chordata; Aves; Passeriformes; Tyrannidae
Gene: TASL
Product: TLR adaptor interacting with endolysosomal SLC15A4
Biological process (GO): regulation of toll-like receptor signaling pathway
Source: RefSeq, a predicted model, not a curated record